UCAGAUAGUAAUAAUCCAUCAGUGUAUUUACUUGGGAAGGAAAUGAAUUGGAUGCUGGAAAAAUCUGCCGCAGCAUCGAAAUGUUUCCCAAAUGGUAGUAGAGAUGCGGCAACAGUUGCAGCAGCAACAGCAGCGGCAGCAGCUGCUGCUGCUGCUGCCGCCGCUUCUGCAAAUGCAACUCCAACUAAUGGCGUAAAUAACGGUAAUUCUGCAACGGGUUUUCAAUUGGCGCGAUUAUUGUUAGCACAGCUGCAGGCUCAGCGUAAUGCUUCAUCGAUGUUAUCCUAA
Messenger RNA from Acanthocheilonema viteae, 288 nucleotides. NCBI's taxonomy places the organism in Eukaryota, Metazoa, Nematoda, Chromadorea, Rhabditida, Onchocercidae. The record is from the annotation of a GenBank genome assembly.